AUGGUCCUGGCGAGAGCCAACACCGAAGAGCUCCAAAAGAAGCCGAUUUCCAAUAACGAAGUCUCGCUGACGGCCAAUUCAAACAAAGCUGCUGUCAAGUCCGAGCCACCGACCACGCUUUCGCAUGCGAACUUUUUUUUCCGCCACUUGUCAACCACGAGAGCAACAACGGCAGCGGUGGCAGGAUCCAAGAGACGCAAGAUGACCACACUCAGUGCCGCCAAGUCCGCCUCCACCCCCACAAUUCCGAAUUCCGACAACAAAACCCCUAACAAGAUCGACAAAAAGAUCCCCAGCAAGCCGGACAAAAGUAUCGAUUCUAAGACAACAAACACAAAAGAACUCAAGGCCACCUCCAAGCCCACUACUAAGACCGAUAGGAAACCCACACCAAGCGCUAAAGAAAGCUCCAAGGACACCACUAAGAAGGUCGGGAAACCCACCACCAAGCCUCACAUCAAGUCCGACUCCAAGGCCCCCUCAAAGGCCGAAGGGAAGACUAGCUCCAAACAGGGGUAUAAGACGACGACAAUGAAUGAACUAAAGGGCACAUCAAAGACCCCCACAAAGACUGACACAAAACAGAUUCCCAAAACCAAGCCAAACACCAAGGUUACCACCAAGAUCGAUGCAAAGCCAGGCACCAAAUUGCAACACCCAAAGCCUGACACCAAGGGCUCCAAGCCCGACACCAAGGCCCCCGCAAAGACCGACACAAAACCACCCGCUCCCAGCUCCAAACCCCAUACGAAAGUCAGCACAAAGAUCACCGCAAAGCCUCAAAUGAAGAGCCCUCAGCCCGACUCCAAAGCUCCCACAAAGGUUCAAACAAAACCUAACUCCAAGCAGGAAUAUAAGACAACGACAAAGAGUGAAGUGAAGGCCACCUCGAAAACGCCCACAAAGACAGACACAAAACUCCCCCCCGGAACCAAAUCAAACACAAAGGUCACCACCAAGACCGACUCGAAGCCCACCGCCAAGCCUAAAACCAAAGUUUCUAAGACCGAAACCAAGGCCACCACAAAGACCGACACAAGCCCUAACCCCAGGCAAGAGUAUAAGACAACGCUGAACAUUGAAUCCAAUACUGUUACAAAUGCCCCAACUACGAUCGACUCAAAACCCACAACACCCACUGACAUCAAGACUACCCUGCCCGACACCAAGGACUCCACAAAGGCCGACACAACACCAACCGCUAGGGCAGAGAGUUUGAUCACUACCCAAGGGGAAAUCAAGACAGCCACCAAUACCCCUACUAUGAUCGACACAAAACCCACACCGGGCGCUAAGGCCACCACCAAACAGCCCGAGAGCAAGACCGAUCAGGUGCCCAUCGGUAAGACAGACGCAACCAAGGCCAAGGGCAAGGCAGACAGCAAAACCGAGGCGAACACCCAACCCAAAAAACAGUCUAAAACGGACACCAAGUCUAACUCUAAGACGGACACCAAAGCCCAUUCGAAGACGGACACCGAGAGAAACGAAACAAAUUGGAAACUCCUGGAGACUCCCAAGACGGAAGUGAUAUCAACUACGCCCGUGGCUCCUGUUAAGGCAGAAAUAAUGUCAACUCUGACCACGGUUCCGACUCUACCGACGACCACCAGUCGUCCCCCUCUUGAAGGAUUCGCUCUAGUCGAAGCGGCGAGCUUGCAGGAGGUUGAUCUAGCCAUUCACAAAAUGAUGGAAAGCACCACUCUAAUGACCAUUGAGCGACUGGACAUGCAAUGA
Drosophila persimilis is the source of this 1737-nucleotide messenger RNA. Its product is annotated as proteoglycan 4. The record is from RefSeq and is a predicted model, not a curated record. Bases 1 to 1737 code for a protein of 578 amino acids. Lineage: Eukaryota; Metazoa; Arthropoda; Insecta; Diptera; Drosophilidae. The transcript has 3 exons.